This is a messenger RNA of Mesorhabditis spiculigera, 642 nucleotides long. Lineage: Eukaryota; Metazoa; Nematoda; Chromadorea; Rhabditida; Rhabditidae. The record is from the annotation of a GenBank genome assembly.
AUGAGCAGCAGCCACUCUGAGACGGAGGAGCCCUCGGGCCACAAGAACACCGCCACCGAGGACGACACUUCCAUGCUCACCCAACACUCUGAGUACGUCACCGAGCUGCUUGGCGAACGUGCUCGUCUCGGCAAACCGGAACAGCCCUUCAAGCAUCUGCCGCGUCUCAUCGAGGCCGAGAUCAACCGCUUUCUGGGAAGCAUGACCACGGAGAGCAGCCGCACCGAAAAACUGCCGAAGCGCAUCAUGCUCCAGGAGAAGUUGAUCGUGCCCGUCGACAAGUACCCCAAGUAUAACUUUGAACCGCUGAACGUGAUUGUCCAAUGUGAGGACUACGAAGAUGUGUGCAGGAAGAAGCUGGAGUACGCGAUCGACAAGGUCAACGUUCUUCUGAACCCUCCGCCGGAGGGCAAAGAUGAGCUGAAGCGUAAGCAGCUGAUUGACCUCUCCAUCAUCAAUGGCACAUACCGCCCGACGGUGGCUACGAAACCUCACUCGGGCUCGCACAAUCGCAGCCAUCUCUCUAGCCCAGCGGACAGCUACCACUACAGUCCUCGCGGAAGGCUUGAGCGCGAGCCACCGAUGCUGGACCUCCAGAAACUGCUCAAUUUGCUGUCGCCGAAAUCUACCAAUGGGCAAAGG